GAGCAACUCUAGGUUACUCUUUGCUUGAGGCUUGAAAAUUUAUUUGGUGUCAAAACAAAUAGUAAACAUAAACAUUUAGCAAAUUUCAAUUGAUUCUUGUGUUUUUUGUUGUUACAAUUUAAAAAGUCAAAAUGAUACAAAUUUUAUAUAAAAGUAUUUCUGGCUCAAGUAAAAUAAUUGAGUACCACGAGGAUAGUGAUAAUAUUGAUGAUUUAUAUCAACGUUUUUCAAGUAUUGAGGGUAUUCCAAUCGACUCUUUCAAGUUAUAUCUCAAUGGGAAAUUACUUAGUGAUUCAAUUAUGAGUACUUAUCCGUGUAAAUCUUUAGUUCCAAUUACAAUGCACCCAUUGCUUCUUGGUGGUAAAGGAGGAUUUGGUUCUAUGUUAAGAGCUAUUGGCGCUCAAAUUGAAAAGACUACAAAUAAGGAGGCUUGUCGCGAUCUCAGUGGACGUCGAUUACGUGAUAUCAAUGCAGAAAAGAGAUUUAAAGAAUGGGUAUCUAAAAAAGGGAACGAAGAAGCAGAAAAGGAGAAGAAAAGGAAAGAAAAGCUCGAAAAGAUGAAACAAACACCAAAAAUCAUGUUUGAAGAUCCUGAAUAUUUCAAGAAUAAAGAAGUUAUUCCUCAAGAAAUUGAUGAAGCACUGGAACAUGGAUUGAAAAAUGCUACUGCCAGUCAGUCAUCUGCGAAAAGAGUUGACCCGUUUGCAAAGAGCAUAUCUACGAAGAAACAAAAAAAGGAUCUCUGGCUCGGUGUUGAUCUAAGUGAAGACGAAAGUGAUCUGGAUGAUGAUCAAAACAGUGCAGAUAGUGGAUCGAGAAUUGACUCUGAUAAAGAAGAUGCUAGUAAAUCAACUAAAUUUUUGUUAAACCCUGGACCUUCAUCUUCUAGCGAGAAUAGCCAACAAUCAUCAGAUAUAGAGCAAAUAAUUCCAUCGAUGAACGACAAGCAAAUUUCUGUAAUUCAUGCUUGAAUGUUGAAAAUUUCGUCAUGUUAAUAUUUGCUUAUUCAAAAUUCGUCUUUCAUUUCCAUGUAAUCUUUUCUCUAAUUUACUAAAAUUUCAUCAAUGAAGAUUCAAUAUUCAAUAGAUUAAAAUUAUCAUCUCAAAA
Messenger RNA from Tetranychus urticae (two-spotted spider mite), 1107 nucleotides. RefSeq names its product splicing regulator SDE2. Lineage: Eukaryota; Metazoa; Arthropoda; Arachnida; Trombidiformes; Tetranychidae. The record is from RefSeq and is a predicted model, not a curated record. Gene Ontology annotation, molecular function: protein binding. Gene Ontology annotation, cellular component: nucleus.